Messenger RNA from Ictidomys tridecemlineatus (thirteen-lined ground squirrel), 2516 nucleotides. Lineage: Eukaryota; Metazoa; Chordata; Mammalia; Rodentia; Sciuridae. The record is from RefSeq and is a predicted model, not a curated record.
UAGGGCCUUCAGUUUUCACCCAGGGGAGCUUCUCUCUGCCUGCACUGGAAAGCCACCCUCAGGGUCUAUUUUCUAGGUCAUUUUGCUGACUCAGCCUAUCACAUGUACUCAGCCCAAGCCUCAAUGUGCCCCUUCCUGUACCAUCAUUGCCAAUAGAGCCAUCUGGCCUGCCCUAAUCCUGUCUGUCUGCUUUAACAGCAUCCGACAGGCCAAAUCCCCCAGCCAGUCCACAGAGCACUGUUGGGCAUCCUCAUGGCCAGCCUUGGGUCUUUGUUUCAGAAACAUUUGAGGUCCUGGAGCCCCAGCUCUCUAAUUAAGCAGACUAGCUACUACCUUUGGCAGGGGAAAGGGAGGAAGAAGGUCAGGCCAGAGGUCUGUGGCAGUGGGGAAUAGUAGCUGGCAGAGCUUAGCCACAUGACCUUUCCUCAACCCAGCCUUCCCUAUGGAAAGACAGAGUGUUCAGGAGGACAGUGUUCCAAGAUUUAGAGAUAGAGGCAGGAAUGAUGAGGCCCCAUGGUGUCUCUCACACACAAGCACACCCUGUGGGCCUCCUUGUGUAGGCCCAUGGAGAGCUCCCGGAGGCCUAAAUACUCUCAGAAAGGCAUGAGCUCAGAAAAAGGCAGACAUUACGUGGGACCCUCUAAGCAGGCCCCCACUCUUGCCUGACCUGCCUCAGGGCUCAUGGAAUCAUGGACAAAGAAGGCUGUAAACCUCCUGUCCAAGUCCCAGAGCCGAAUGUGGGUCAAGGUGGUGCUUGCCUCGUGUCCUCUCCUGUCCAAGCAGUUCCACAGUAGACAGAGCUGUGGGGUAGUGUAUGAGCUGGUUUGUAAUAGUCAAUCUUCCUAAGUCAAGCUUCAUUUUCACCUUUUUUUUUUUUUUAGAAAAAAAAUUCAUGAGGGUCUUCGACAACUUCUGAGAGUGGUACCUAGAGGACAGGAACAUAUGCAAGAAGGAUUUAAGUUGGUAAAUGAGCAAAUGGCAAAAAUCAGCUCCACAGGCAACAACGUGGCCAGCAUAAUUAUUGCUCUGAUGGGUGGACUACUAGAAGAAAUGACAUUUAAGGAGACCAAGGAAGAGGCUGACAAGUGUCGGAGUCGAGGGGCAGUCAUCUACACUGUGGGUGUGCUGGGAUACAACAAACACCAGAUGACAGCCAUUGCAGACUCCCCAGAUUACACAGUUGGGGUGGACACAGGAUUUAAGGAUCUGAAAAACAUUGUUGAGUCGCUUGCUUCCAAGACCUGCAUUGAAAUCACAUCUGUAGAGGCUUCCACUCUGUGUGCAGGAGAAAUCUAUGAAGUGAUUAUUACUGGACAAGGUUUUCAUAAUGCAAAAAGUAGGGACCAGGUUAUUUGUAGAUUCCUGUUCUCAGACAACAUUCACGUGGAUAACAACCCCACCAGUAUGAGCAAAACUUCCAUAAUUUGUCCUGGACCAAUGAUAACACAACCUAAUCAGGAGGUAUUUGUUGAAGUCAGCUUGAACAAUGGUCUCAGCUUCAUUGGGAACCAACACAACAUAACCAGCUCUAACUGUAUUGGAACACUGGGCAACUUUGGAGUUCCUGUCAGCAGCACCGUCAGCAGCACCGUCAGCAGCACCGUCAGCAGCACUAACACUGCUGUCACAGGCAUGAGCGCUGCUGUAAGAAGCGAUGUUAUAACCACUAUCAGCAGCUCUGCCAGACCCUUUGUCAGACAUUCUGUCACUGGCACUUACAGAAUGAUUUCAAAAGUGCCCUUCGACAAGCGCUUGCUUGCUUUGCUGCCACUUUUGCUGCUGAUCCCACUGUGGGUGUACUGUUGCUGGAGAUACUUCUUCAAAGAUAUCAUGAAGCCACCUCCACAAAAGGACCCAGAAGAAGAUAAACCACCUCCUCCACCACCUCCACCACCUAUAAAUACAUGCCCCACAGUGAUCGUCUCCUGUUGUGGGUGUGGACCCAGAGCAGUAGAGGGCGAUCCUGACUCCUGUUGCCAGUAUGUCUACCCAAGCUGCCACCCAAUGCCAAGCUGCCGCCCAAUGCCAUUGACUUGGUAUCAUCCCAGGGACCAGAGGUGCAACAACAUUGUCUUGAUGAAACCUCGUGUUGGACGGGUCCCCUGCAACUCAAAGAUCGUCCUACCACCCCUUAGGGAAUACUGCCAGUUCACACAGGCACCCUGCUCCCCAAAGAUCUGUCUUGCACCAAGCAGGGAGUAUUUCCCCGCCCCACAGGAACUGUGUACCUCAGGGGGGGUCUGUCUUCAACCAGCUCGAGAGUGCUGCUCCAUGCCACAUACACCGUGCACCCCAAGGAUAUGCCUGCAACCCAGCAGGGAUUGCAUUUCCCUCAACAGCUACCCUCAAUGCCAGCAGCCCCCACCUAGAUACUCCCAGUCUUGCUUCAGAAUACUGCCCCUGCUCCCUCCCUCUGCCCGGAAAUCUAUAGAUUCCCUAGGUCACCCUCAGAACCCUCGCCCUACUUCUAAAGGACCCAAAACCUAAGAUUAAGAGGUCUUUGUUGCUGAAUUAGA